CGGAAAUUACUUGUUUGGAAUGGGAGCUACAGCUUCCGCUGUCUGAGGGCGUUUUUUCAAGCUUAGCACCAGAGAUUUUUGGGGUGGUGGCUGCUUGGUUUAUAAGUUUGGAGCUCCACCAAGUUAUUUGAGGACACUGAUUUGAAGGAAUUCUCCUCAUUUCUAACCUAUCGCAAUUUGGGCUCUCCAAUCCAGGCUUCAAACCUUGUUUUUCUCCUUUUUGGGAAAACAAGUUCACGCAUCAAAAGAGUGGUUUACCAGCUGACCAAUAAGCUACAAUUUGAGCUAGCUACUGUAGCUUGAUAGCUGAGAGAGGCGUCGAUGCAGGCCAUCAAGUGUGUUGUAGUGGGGGACGGAGCUGUGGGUAAAACAUGCCUGCUCAUCAGCUACACCACCAAUGCGUUCCCCGGGGAAUAUAUACCCACAGUCUUUGACAACUACUCUGCCAAUGUCAUGGUCGAUGGGAAACCAGUGAAUCUGGGUCUAUGGGAUACAGCAGGACAGGAAGACUACGACAGACUCCGACCACUGUCCUAUCCACAGACGGAUGUGUUCUUGAUUUGCUUCUCUCUCGUGAGUCCUGCCUCCUUUGAAAACGUCCGUGCCAAGUGGUACCCAGAGGUAAGACACCACUGCCCCAACACCCCCAUCAUCCUGGUGGGCACCAAGCUGGAUCUGAGAGACGACAAGGACACCAUCGAGAAGCUGAAGGAGAAGAAACUCACCCCCAUCACCUACCCCCAGGGCCUGGCCAUGGCCAAAGAGAUUGGAGCAGUAAAGUACCUGGAAUGCUCAGCCUUGACACAGCGUGGCCUUAAGACAGUAUUUGACGAAGCCAUCCGGGCGGUCCUGUGUCCCCCACCCGUCAAGAAGAGGAAGAGGAAGUGCUCACUACUCUAAAUUCCGCAGACAGGAAGUAGGAAGUCACGCUGCAGUCUGAGCUCACCUAUUGGUAAUGAAUAAGAGGGCGGGGGAGUGUCUUAGGAGGAAGGGGGAGGAUUCUACAAAAACCAUAUGUAUCCAGAUAUAAUUUUUUUCUCUUUCGUAUUGUAAUUGGUACAUACUACUUAAAAUGAUUGAUUUAAUUAUACGAAGCUUACAAUGAACUCUUCUUCAGCUCUAGGAAGAAGGGGGUUGGACAAGCCCUACAUGUUUCCCCUACACUAAGAAAUUCCUGCUGCCUUCAAAAAUGUUCCCUUUUUUUAUGUUCCUGGAAGGUAAUACUAAUUGCGCUUUUCAAUUUCGGUCUCUUUCCACUCUUCGAGUCCAUAUUGUUUGUUUACAGACUUCAAUGAAUUGAGGUGUUGCCAAAAUUCCUACUUCAUAUAACGGUCAUCACUUUCUAGGAGCUCCGUGUACACUAAAUGUCAUGAUUUCUUGUUUUUUCUCUUCUGUACAAUGUUUGCGACCAUAAUUUGCUUAAUCUUGACAAAACGGUUUAUAGCUCAAGAGAAAUCUAAAUAAACAAAUUCUAAGCGUUGUACUAGCUGUUAAGUUC
Oncorhynchus mykiss (rainbow trout) is the source of this 1498-nucleotide messenger RNA. Its product is annotated as ras-related C3 botulinum toxin substrate 1. Gene Ontology annotation, molecular function: GTPase activity; GTP binding. Gene Ontology annotation, biological process: small GTPase-mediated signal transduction. The record is from RefSeq and is a predicted model, not a curated record. NCBI's taxonomy places the organism in Eukaryota, Metazoa, Chordata, Actinopteri, Salmoniformes, Salmonidae.